AAGCACAACGUCAUGAAAUGUAACCGAAGUUACCAUCUUCCUUCUUCACAUCAAUUUAUCUGAUUUUGUGACAAUUAUUUUUUCAAUAGUAUUUAAUAUAUAAGACAUCAGUAGUGAGAAAAUUUAUAAUGAAGAUGGAGACAUCACGUCUUCCUUUGCAGCAAACAUGCUUCUCCGAUCUAAUCGUACUCAACUGACCUAAACGAGAGUCCAAUUACAAAGUAUUCCCAUCCAACGGUCCAGUUCUCUCCAUCAUUGCAUUAGAGUUGAGACCCCAAUUCGAAACAGAGACAAAAGGACCGCGAGGUAUACUCUCGAGCUUCAGCUCUCUGCCUCCUCUCUCUUCAAGCUUGUAUCCUUUGCAUGGAGUUUGGUGUAGCUUCUUCUAGGGUUUUUAACGCUUGUCAAUUCUCUUGCCUCUGUCCCUCUCCAAGAAAGUUUCGGACGCCAGCGGACCUCUUGAGCUUGUCUCCUCGUCUUCGCCCUCUAAAUGCUUCGUUUCCCCUUUCUACCCCAGUUUCUCGCAGAUAUUGCACGUGCAAAGCCACCCUAAAAGAAACGAAUGCCUCCGUGGCAAAGGUGAGAAAUGUGGCUGCAAAUGACUUUGAGCUUUCAAGUUUAACGGCUUUAUCGCCGUUGGAUGGUCGUUAUUGGCGUAAAGUAAAGGACUUGGCUCCUUACACGAGCGAAUAUGGUCUGAUCUACUUUCGAGUUUUAGUUGAGGUCAAAUGGUUGCUGAAGCUUUCCCGAAUUCCUGAAAUCACAGAGGUUCCAAGCUUCAGCGAAGAAGCUCAGUUGUAUUUAGAAGGACUGAUUAAUGGCUUUAGCAUGAAUGAUGCCUUGGAAAUUAAAACCAUUGAAAAGGUGACAAAUCAUGAUGUAAAAGCAGUGGAAUACUUCUUGAAACAGAAAUGCCAAUCAGAUCCUGAGAUAGCUAAGGUGCUGGAAUUUUUUCAUUUUGCUUGCACAUCAGAAGACGUAAAUAAUCUUGCCCAUGCAUUGAUGCUGAAAGAAGCAAUGAAAACUGUUGUAUUUCCUGUCAUGGAUGAAUUGGUCAAGGCAAUAUGUAACGUGGCUAAGGACAAUGCACACAUUCCAAUGCUUUCUCGCACUCAUGGGCAGCCAGCUUCACCUACAACUUUGGGGAAGGAAAUGGCAGUCUUUGCUGUCAGGUUAAGCAGAGAAAGGCGGGAUAUUUCUCAGAUUGAGAUAAUGGGAAAGUUUGCUGGUGCGGUUGGAAAUUACAAUGCACAUCUCGCUGCAUAUCCUGAUGUUAAGUGGCCUCAAAUUGCUGAAGAGUUUGUAAAGUCACUUGGACUGAGUUUCAAUCCCUAUAUCACUCAGAUAGAAACUCAUGACUAUAUGGCAAAACUUUUUCAUGCAAUUAUCCAGUUCAACAAUAUAUUGGUUGACUUUGAUAGGGACGUAUGGGGCUAUAUAUCUUUGGGUUACUUUAAGCAGAUAACUAAGGCUGGGGAGAUUGGAUCUUCAACUAUGCCUCACAAAGUUAAUCCUAUUGAUUUUGAAAAUAGUGAAGGCAAUCUUGGUGUGGCCAAUGGUGGUUUAUCUCAUCUAAGCAUGAAGUUGCCUAUUUCACGUUGGCAGCGUGACUUGACUGAUUCAACUGUUCUGAGGAAUAUGGGUGUUGGGUUAGGGCAUUCAAUUCUUGCCUACAAAAGUACCCUACAGGGAAUGGCAAAGCUUCUGGUCAAUGAAGACCGCUUGAGUGAGGACUUGAACCAUUCAUGGGAGGUGCUUGCUGAACCAAUACAGACUGUUAUGCGGAGAUAUGGUGUUCCUGAACCAUAUGAGAAGCUAAAGGAGCUAACAAGAGGAAGAGCUGUUACUAAAGAAAGUAUAACUGAGUUUAUUGAAGGCUUGGCAUUACCUGAAGAAGCAAAGAUUAAUCUGUUGAAAUUAACACCGCAUACUUAUGUUGGAGCAGCUGUUGAAUUGGGCAGGACUGUAGACAUGGCCGUGAAGGAGUUGAAACUCAUAAUUGGAGUUGAAUAAGAAAUUUAUAGGGGAGACUGCUUACAGGGCAUUGUUGUGACACAGGUUCGAUCCCAAAAUCGUGAUUUGUUGGUAAUGCUAUUUUUUUUUUUUGGAAUAAAGUAAAAGGUCAAUUUUCAUCUGAUCAAAGUGUGAACGGCAACUGAAAAUGAUCGUAUCUCAUGUAUUCGAAAUUACCAAAUGUCAAGAAUUUUGUAGGCAAUUUUGAUGCAACUAUAA
This is a messenger RNA of Carya illinoinensis, 2232 nucleotides long. Its product is annotated as adenylosuccinate lyase-like. Gene Ontology annotation, biological process: IMP biosynthetic process. Lineage: Eukaryota; Viridiplantae; Streptophyta; Magnoliopsida; Fagales; Juglandaceae. The transcript has 10 exons. The coding region runs from base 364 to 2013 and encodes 549 amino acids. Gene Ontology annotation, molecular function: N6-(1,2-dicarboxyethyl)AMP AMP-lyase (fumarate-forming) activity. The record is from RefSeq and is a predicted model, not a curated record.